Carcharodon carcharias (great white shark) is the source of this 1714-nucleotide messenger RNA. It is a transcript of the gene sms, whose product is annotated as spermine synthase. NCBI's taxonomy places the organism in Eukaryota, Metazoa, Chordata, Chondrichthyes, Lamniformes, Lamnidae. Gene Ontology annotation, molecular function: spermine synthase activity. Gene Ontology annotation, biological process: spermine biosynthetic process. The transcript is spliced from 11 exons. The record is from RefSeq and is a predicted model, not a curated record. The coding region runs from base 77 to 1165 and encodes 362 amino acids.
GUGGGCGGGCCCUGUUGUCCCCCCACCCCGGGUGGGCGGAGCCAAGUCCCGCUCGGCAUGGCCAGCAGCUCGUACCAUGGCCGCCCAGCAGCACCUCUUGGAUUUCUGUCUCUCGGCGCCAGCUGAUGGCAGGACUGUUCUUGAAGCAUUGCAGCCCAUUUUUCAAGAACAAAGUAUGACAGAGACAGUUCACAAUUUAGGAGAAAAUGGGUAUUUGGUAACGUAUGUUGCAAAGAGUGGCAGCUUUGCCACUCUGAGAAUGUAUACGGAUAAGCUACUGACAUUUGACAUUCAUAGCUAUGAAGCAGAUAACAAAGGACGAGCAGCAAUUGAAACGCUCUGCAACAGACUGGAGGAGAAGAUGAAAGACCUUUUGCAGGGGAAUAUUAAAAGGUUAAAAAGGUUACCGGCCAUCAUAAGAGGAGGGACCAUUGAUAGGUACUGGCCCACUGCAGAUGGCCGAUUAGUUGAGUAUGACAUUGAUGAUGUUGUUUAUGACGAAGAUUCUGCAUAUCAAAACAUCAAGAUUCUCCAUUCAAAACAAUUUGGAAAUAUUCUUAUCCUCAAUGGUGAUAUUAAUUUAGGAGAGAGUGACCUUCCAUACACACAAGCUAUAAUGGGCAAUGGAGUGGAGGACUACACAGGGAAAGAAAUUCUUAUCCUGGGAGGAGGAGAUGGCGGAAUCCUAUCUGAGCUGGUCAAGUUAAAACCAAAGAUGGUUACCAUGGUGGAAAUUGACCAGAUGGUGAUUGAUGCAUGUUGCAAACACAUGCGCAAAACUUGUGGCGAUGUUCUGGACAAUUUGAAAGGAGACUGCUAUCAGGUGUUGGUUGAAGAUUGCGUUCCAGUACUGAAGACAUAUGCUGCAGAAGGAAGGCUGUUUGAUUAUGUUAUUAAUGAUCUAACAGCAGUUCCUAUCUCCACAUCUCCAGAAGAAGAAUCAACAUGGGAUUUUUUGCGACUUAUUCUCGACCUUGCUGUGAAGGUUUUGAAACCCACUGGGAAGUAUUUUACACAGGGUAACUGUGCAAACUUGACAGAAGCACUAGCAAUGUACGAAGAGCAGCUGAACAAGCUCUAUUGCCCUGUGGAAUAUUCCAAGAAAGUUGUGUGUGUUCCCUCUUAUGCAGAAUUAUGGGUGUUCUACACAGUGUGGAAAAAGUAGAACGGAUCUUUUCAAAACAAAAGUUGCGAGUUGUCAUUUUAUGAAAAUCAAUAAAAUUCUUAAUCAUAAGGAUGGCAGGGCUUUGUGCUGCAUGAUGCUUUUUAGCUUGCACCCUGGUGCAUGCUCUUUCUCAAACUGAAGAAAUGCUGUGUACUUACAUCAAGGCUGCUGGCCGAGGUGUCUUGCAUUGUGCUGUGAUGCAACUUCUCAUUUCAGGAAAGACACGACUUGUAUAUUUUGCUGGGAUGUGUUUUUUUUAAUAAUGUCUAGUCAUUUACAUUUUAAAUGGGAGUGCAAGGCAAACUGCUGACUGCACUGGACUUCUGAAUGUUGCUGUAAAUGUGAAUCUUUUACUUUGUGAAUGUGUGACAGGCAAAUUCACAAUUUGUGUUUAGUGGGUGAUGUUUUGUUCCAGUUACAUUGUUAUCUUGAUUGCCUUUGCAUAUUUCAACCUGCGGUAUCUUACUCGUAUGUCAACCAUAGUUCAGAAAUUGAUUUUUUUUAAUUUAUUUGCUUUGUUUUCAGAAUAAACACAAAUAUUGACAUGUG